AUGACCAUUAGUUUACCUGAAAAUAUGGCAAACCCUCUGAACUUGUCAGUUAUUGGACUCAACUCCGGCACUAGCAUGGACUCGGUUGAUAUUGUUCUGUGUCGAUUUAAACAAGAUGAUCCGGCGUCACCGCUCCAUUUACAACUGGUUUUGUACGAUGAGAUGCCCAUGCCAGUCGAUUUGAAGAACCGUGUUCUUCGAUUAAUUCGUGAUAACGAAUCUUCUCCUGAGGAGUUGUCACAGGUGAAUGUACAACUCGGCAUUACAUUUGCUGAUGCUACUACUGCUUUCUGCAAGAAGCAUGACAUCAACUUGAAGUCAGAAAUUGAUCUGGUGGCUUCGCAUGGUCAAACCAUUUGGUAUGUGUCAAAUCCAGGUCCAGAUCAAACUAAAUCGGUUCUCACCAUGGCAGAAGGAGCAUAUAUUGCACAAAAACUCUCAAAGACAGUGGUGAGCGAUUUCCGUAUCUCGGAGCAAAGUGUCGGUCGACAGGGUGCACCUAUGAUUGCAUUUUUUGACGGCCUGUUACUUGCACAUCCCACUAAAAUGAGAAUUUGUCAGAAUAUUGGCGGUAUUGCCAAUUCUUGCUUCAUCCCUCCCGAAUCAGCUGGUGGUUUGGACAAAAUUUUCGAUUUUGACAAUGGCCCUGGUAACAUUUUCAUUGAUGCCGCUAUGAGACACUUUACAGACGGUCAAAUGGAGUAUGAUGUUGAUGGUGAAUGGGGCAAAAAGGGCACGGCAGACGAGGAAAUGGUCGCUAACUUUCUUGAAAAUGAAUCAUAUUUUAAAAGAGCCCUGCCUAAAACCACCGGUCGAGAGCUGUUCGGGGACGGUGUUUCUAUUGGUCUCAUUGAAGAAGGCCUGCGUAGAGGGUUGUCUAAAUAUGACAUUAUAGCCACUAUAACCAGAAUUACUGCACAGGCUAUUGUCAAUGACUAUAAUCGGUUUGGAGCUGGCUUGCCACCAAUCGACGAGCUCUACCUCUGUGGAGGAGGUGCUCAUAACCCAAACAUUGUAAACUAUAUCCAGCAGUCGUUUCCCAACUUGAAAAUCCUCCCCCUCUCUAUCACUGGUAUUCCUGGCGGCGCCAAAGAAGCUGUAACAUUUGCAUUCCAAGGUUUGGAAGCCAUCUUAGGUCGUCCAUUAAUCAUCCCUGACCGAGUGGAAAACAAAGUUCCCGUCGUUGUGGGCAAAGUGACCCCUGGGCCCAAUUACCGUAAACUCCAGGCCGUAUCCUCCAACUACGGCAUCAACUACGAAGACGACUACUUGCCACCAGUUCGAAAACUUAUUAUUGAUAAAGAAUGA
Molecule: messenger RNA, 1308 nt
Organism: Sugiyamaella lignohabitans
Lineage: Eukaryota; Fungi; Ascomycota; Dipodascomycetes; Dipodascales; Trichomonascaceae
Exons: 1
Coding region: 1-1308 (435 amino acids)
Biological process (GO): amino sugar metabolic process; peptidoglycan turnover
Molecular function (GO): phosphotransferase activity, alcohol group as acceptor; ATP binding
Source: RefSeq, a predicted model, not a curated record